Nothobranchius furzeri (turquoise killifish) is the source of this 456-nucleotide messenger RNA. RefSeq names its product gastrin/cholecystokinin-like peptide. Gene Ontology annotation, cellular component: extracellular region; axon. Gene Ontology annotation, molecular function: neuropeptide hormone activity. Gene Ontology annotation, biological process: digestion. The record is from RefSeq and is a predicted model, not a curated record. Lineage: Eukaryota; Metazoa; Chordata; Actinopteri; Cyprinodontiformes; Nothobranchiidae.
CAUUCACACCUGAAGCAUCACUCGUCUGUCGCCGUGUCCUCGCCGGUGCUGCAGCUUUUAGACUUUUCUGCUCAUUUUCACACCCGAGUCCAACUAAUUUAGUCUUUUUUGUGCAGAAAUGUCAGGCAGAGUUAUAUUUGUGCUGCUGCUGCUGAUUGUAUCUGAUGCAGUCUGCUCACCUGAGACGACUGCAGCUGGAGAGGUGAGACAAACAAACGUUCUGCAGAAACUUCUGGCCCAGAUGAAGGCCGGAGCUCGGAGUGAGAGACGAGCGCAUCUGUCUGAGGACCAACGGGAGAUGAUGACCAAACAAAUCGUGCAGGCCCUUUCAGAGGUGAUGAACUCCGAGUGCAUGUCGGACCGGGACUACCAGGGCUGGGUGGACUUUGGACGGCGGGACGCAGAAUGAGGAACGUUGUUGUAAACAAAACAGAAACAUGAUAAAUAAAGAAAGUU